Molecule: messenger RNA, 2395 nt
Organism: Maniola jurtina (meadow brown)
Lineage: Eukaryota; Metazoa; Arthropoda; Insecta; Lepidoptera; Nymphalidae
Gene: Mys45A
Product: protein SDA1 homolog
Exons: 1
Coding region: 135-2339 (734 amino acids)
Biological process (GO): ribosomal large subunit biogenesis; ribosomal large subunit export from nucleus
Cellular component (GO): nucleolus
Source: RefSeq, a predicted model, not a curated record
UUAUUUGGAUUUUGACUUUUGAGGUUAUUUAAAUUAAUUUUUAACCCAAAUCGCAUGGAAAAGUAUCGCAAUUGCAAUAUUCAUAGGAGUUUAGCAAACACGUGUAAUGAUUUUAUAUUUUAACAAUAAUAAAAAUGGUGCGACAUAAUAAUCAAUUACCCAACAAUCUAACCCAGCUCCAGAAUUUAAUAAAAAGGGAUCGUGACUCUUAUAAAGAUGAGUUUCGCCAACAACUUGCGCAUUUUGAAACGACGCUGGAAAUAUUUAAUUUAAACCCCACUGAGUAUAACAAAAAGCUGGAUGAGCAAGCAAUGUUUUUGGCACAAGUUACACAAUGCUACCAGAACGAUAUGAAACAUUUCCCUCAAAAGAUAGUGGAUAUUCUAAAAACGCAUAAUACUACAAUGCAGAGUGAAAUGAGACUGGCUCUGUGCAAGUGUUUGAUAUUGCUUAGAAAUAAAAAUUUUAUCACAUCUUUUGACUUGCUUGAGUUAUUUUUCUCUUUGAUAAAAUGUCAAGACAAACAUCUCAGGGAGUAUCUCAAGACACACAUUAUAAGUGACAUUAAGUGCAUGAAUAUGAAACACAAGGAUAUGAAACUGAAUUCCACUCUUCAGAACUUUAUUUAUUCAAUGUUACGUGACUCAGACACAAAAACUGCAAAACUGGCUGUGGAUAUUUUGAUUGAACUUUAUCACAAGAAUAUAUGGAACGAUCAUAAAACUGUUAACAUUAUUGCUGAUGUAGGAUGUUUCUCCAAAGUGACCAAAGUUAUGGUUGCUUCUUUGAAAUUUUUCUUGAGCAGAGAAGAAGAAGAAAAGCCUGAUUCUGAUAGUGAUGAUGAAGUUGAUCCUAAAGAUACUAUGAUUGCAAAUAAGUUUAAUAAGAAAACUAGAAAAAGGGAUAAAAUGGUUGAAAAAGUCAAGAAAAUUGCCAAGAAAAUGAAAAAGAAAAAGCAGAAAGCACCUAUAUUUAAUUUCUCUGCACUACAUCUAAUCAAUAACCCACAAGGGUUUGCUGAAAAGUUAUUUAAACAAAUGGAAUCUUCUAAUGAGAGAUUUGAAGUUAAGUUGAUGACUUUAGAUGUGGUGUCAAGAUUAAUUGGUCUACAUAAUCUGUUUCUAUUUAACUUCUAUCCUUUUAUAGCCCGCUUGAUAAUGCCACAUCAAAGGGAAGUAACUCGUAUAUUACAAUUUGCAGCUCAAGCAGCACACGAGUUAGUCCCCCCUGAAGUUAUUGAACCAGUAAUGAAAGCUAUUGCUAAUAAUUUUAUCACAGAAAGAAAUUCUACAGAUGUUAUGGCAGUAGGUUUAAAUGCAAUCAGAGAAAUCUGUGCACGAUGCCCCUUGGCUAUUGAUGAAGACUUGUUAAGAGAUUUAGUUCAAUACAAAUCAUAUAAGGAAAAAUCUGUAAUGAUGGCUGCAAAGUCUCUUAUUCAGUUGUAUAGACAAUCAAUGCCUAGUCUUUUACACAAAAAGGAUCGUGGACGGCCGUCAGAAGCAUCAAUAGAACUUAAAACAAAGAAAUAUGGUGAAGUAGACACCAAAGAUUAUGUACCAGGCUCUGAAGUGCUUUUAGAAAAAGAAGAAAUGAAGGAUAAAAGCUCUAAAAAAAUUAAUAAGAAAAGUAAAAAUAAGGCUGAUGAUUCUGAUGAUGAAUGGAUUGAUGUAGGGUCAUCUGAUUCAGAAAUUAAUAUUUCAACUGAUAGUGAAAAUGAAGAUGAUGAGGAAGAUGACGAUGCUUGUGAAGAGGAUCGACCGGAUGGAGGUGCUAGUGAUGGGGAUAAAGAAGAGGCAAAAAAUGAACAAGACUUUGAUGCAGCUGAUGGUUCCAAAGAAGCUAGCUCUAACGCAAAGGACAGUGAUAAACUUAGAAAAUCACUUAAACCCAAGAAAUCUCAAAAUGUGGAAGAAAAAAUUAAAGUAGCUCGAGAGAUAGCCAUGGAUAAAAUAUUUACAGAUGAAGACUUCAAACGCAUUGAAGCAGCCCAAAUAAAAAAGUCUGUGACAGGUGUCAAGCGCAACAGAAGUGUAGUAGAGGAAGAAGAUGAAUCUACCGAGUUGGUGCAGCUAUCUGCAAUUGAAAAUAUUCACAAGAAAAGAAAGCAUGACAAAAAUGCUAGGCUUGAAACAGUACUCAAAGGAAGAGAAGAGAGAGACAAAUAUGGUUACAAAGAUCGUAGAAAGAAUGCAAACUGUUCAAAAACUAAUAGAGAAAAAAGGAAGACCAAGUCUUAUCAAAUGGUGAAGCACAAAGCAAGAGGCAAAAUUAAGAGGUCUUUUAAAGACAAACAAAUUGCAUUCAGAAAUUAUCUUGUGAAACAAAAGAAAAUGCGUUGAAUAGUAUAGAUUGUUAUUAUAACUUUAUUACAUUAAACUAAUCAUUAAAAGGGGAA